AUGUCAUUCUCAUCCUAUGAAGCCGUCAAGGAGAUUUACGGCUCCAAGGGCAGUGGCUACGACAAAUCCACAUUUUAUGAUCUCUUCACGGUAACUUUGUUCUCGACACUUGAUAAAACCACUCAUGCGAAGCGAAAGCGUCUCCUAGCCGACAGGUACGCAAACAGCAACGUUCUCAAGUCGGCCUCGCUCAACGGAAUUGAGAAUCGAGCACGAGAAUUUGCGAGACAGUGUGGCGAUUCGACUGGAAGCAGUGUUGAUGUCUACGUACGUUAUUCGCUGACUGCCUACCCUGUGAUUUUCGCUGACGUUGGCCAGAUCAAACUUCAUGCGUUUGCUUGCGAUGGUGUUACCCAUCAUCUGUUCCAGCCGUACGGUACUGAUUGUCUGGGGAAUCCUGGCGACCGAGAGAUGAUGGAUCAAGUCAAUGCCGAUGAUAGUCUUCGGAGCCGCCUCUUCAUGCUGUAUGCGCCAACUCUCUACAAGUAUUCGUCCAAGAUUCUGGACUGCUUCUUUGAGCCACGAGCCACGCCCCUGGCAGAUAACUUUGUCACAAAAAGAAGCAAACUGGACGACCCUGAAGAAUUUACUCUUUUAAGUCGUCUCCGAAGCAAGCUUGGUGACGAGUUGGCCGAAGGCGAUAUCGCUUCAGAAUGUCUUGAUCACAUGGUUGCCGGCAUCGACACCACAGGCGAUGUGCUGUGCUUCUUGAUCUGGGAGUUAUCCCAGCCUCGCUCAGCUCAUUUCCAGGAUGAGCUUCGAAGAGAACUCUUGGGAAACCCUGAUAUGGCAUUUGACAAACUCCCAGUUCUUGACUCGAUUGUACAAGAAGGCCUGCGUUGCUUUCCCGCCAUUCCCAUGUCGUUGCCACGCGUCGUUCCAAAAGACGGAAGGGUCAUCGACGAUCUAUUUGUCCCUGAAGAUACUAUCGUUAGUUGUCAGGCAUACUCGGUCCAGCGACACCAUGCGCAUGUGUUUCCAGAGCCUGAUCGAUUCAACCCUCACCGGUGGAUGUCUAAUGAAAACGAUGCAGAGAUGAGGCGCCAUAUCUUUGCCUUCUCUUAUGGUGGACGAGGCUGUAUCGGAAAACAUUUGGCCUAUGCCGAGAUGAAGCUUCUGCUGAGGGAGGUGUACUCCCAAUACCAAACAGUUCCUGAUCCUUCCAUGACUGAGGAGUCAAUGAGGUCACACGAUCAGAUCAUUUCCGCCAGGCCUUACGGUCAGAAGUGUUUGCUGCGCUUCGUGCCGGCUGCUGCAUAA
This is a messenger RNA of Fusarium falciforme, 1260 nucleotides long. RefSeq lists its product as hypothetical. The coding region runs from base 1 to 1260 and encodes 419 amino acids. The transcript is spliced from 5 exons. Lineage: Eukaryota; Fungi; Ascomycota; Sordariomycetes; Hypocreales; Nectriaceae. Gene Ontology annotation, molecular function: iron ion binding; oxidoreductase activity, acting on paired donors, with incorporation or reduction of molecular oxygen; heme binding. The record is from RefSeq and is a predicted model, not a curated record.